GUUACCUGCCUUAGUUAUUGCUAGUUUCCAACAUGGCGCCUUCCUUUAUAAGACAGUGUUGUCAAGUGCUCCGAUGGCUGCCCGUAGUCUUCAUAGCGGCCGUUGUCGUUUGGUCCUAUUACGCUUACGUUGUUCAGAUGUGUAUUUUUACUGUUGACAGUGUUCUUGAGAAAGUAUUAUAUUUACUCUUCUACCAUCCUUUACUUAUACUGUUUAACUGGUCAUAUAUACAGACCAUCUUCACACCAAAUGGAAAGGUACCCAAAAAUUUCUACCUCAGCCAGCAGGAAGUUGAAGCACUGGAUGCUGAAUUAAGGGAAGAUAAUCAAAGAGCCCUCCUUACACAUUAUGCUAAAAAUUUACCUAUACAAUGUAAAACAAUAUCUGGAGCACCACGAUACUGUGAAAAGUGUAAAUGUAUCAAACCAGAUCGUUGUCAUCAUUGUUCUGUUUGUUCUGUCUGUGUUUUAAAGAUGGAUCACCACUGUCCAUGGGUGAAUAAUUGUGUUGGUUUUUCCAAUUACAAAUUCUUCAUACUCUUCCUUGGUUAUUCUCUACUAUACUGUCUUUAUAUUGCUGCCACCUCUUUGCAGUAUUUUAUAGAAUUUUGGACAGUUAACAGCAAUACUCCUACAGCUGGGAGAUUCCACAUUCUUUUCUUGUUCUUUGUCUCAGUAAUGUUUGGUUGCAGUCUUAUUUCACUAUUUUGCUACCACAUAUUUUUGAUUCUUCGUAACAGAACAACACUUGAGGCGUUCCGAGCUCCUAUUUUCCAAACAGGUCCAGAUAAAGAUGGUUUCAAUAUUGGAAAAAUGAACAAUUUUAUACAAGUUUUUGGUGAUAAUAAAUAUAAAGUAGCUUUGCCAAUUUACACAAGUUGUGGAGAUGGUGUGUCUUACCGCUCUAGAACCUCUACAGGAAGCUGCUAUCAGACUAUGGGCACAAGCGCUGGGUUAUGUCUACCAUCUCAUCUACGUGAAUCUGAAUGUACUCUUGUCAUAGAGCCUAACAACGGAGAUUAUUAUGAUGAUGACCCGCGACCCCUUACUUCAUGAUUAUUUACAGACCGUCCCACCACUACCACCACCACCACCACUGUCUAGGUUACUUUGUAUAUUGUAACCGUGGCAACAACAAAGUUAUCUGUCUUUUCUUUGUUUCUUUGAAGUUUUUUCUUUGUUCAUUUCAUUUGUAUGAAACCCCCUUUUUUUUUUCUUUUUUUUUUACCUUCAAAAUAUUCAUUUAUUUUCAAAUUAUUCUAAUGAAGGAAUGACACAAAACAAAUGACAUUUGAUAAAAUAACUAUAACUUAUCUCCCAAUUCAUUUUUUUUUUUUUUCCUUCUGUUUUGUCAUCUUACUACAUCACACAUAUAUAUACACAUAUGCACACACGCACACGCACACACACAAACCAGCUCCAUCAAUAGCUGGGACCAUAGACUUCAGUUAACAUUCUGAAAUUGCUAAGUGAAAUCAAUGCUGCUUGUUUCUGUAACUACAUCUACACAAACUACAAAACAUUUGAAAUAUUUAAAUUGGAAACAAAAUUAAACAAAAUCAUCCCAUAAGAGGCACUGAAUACUGGAGAAGAACAGUUUAUACAGCCCGAAUUUGUGGCCUUGUUUCAUUCUUUUGAUGCGCCUGAAUCUCACCUCUUGUGUUGUUUUGUCAAAGCUUCGCUAAAUUUAAUUUAUGUGUGUUUGUGCGUGUGUGUGUGUGAAAAUUUAAUGCUUCUUGAAGGACACUACUAUUUCUCAUCCUGUGAUUAAUGUUGACUAACUGCCAAUCUAUAAAGAUGUGUAUAUACAUAUGUACAUAUCCACACACACAUAUAUACACACAUGCUUAUAUACUUAUAUAACAUAUAUGCACAAACAUGUAUUUAUGUAUGUAUAUUUAUACUUGUUCUUUUUGUCUGGGGAGGUGGGUUGUUGUUUUUUUUUUUUGCCUUAUGGGUUCAUGUUAUAUACUUUAAAAAAAUAUCUGUGUAAAAGAAUUCUUAAUUACUUUCCCCAAAUCUGGUUUCUUGUUAAAUGAAGUAAUUAAAUAUAGAAUCCCUGGUUUAUUGCAACAGCAUCAUUGUAGUGGCGGGGCUGGUGUUUGUGUUACUGGUUAAUGUCCCCCUCUGAUUAAAUGACAUUCGCAGUAGUUCAUUAUCAGUUUGUUCAGUUCCUUGCAUCUCAAUUUCUCACUUAUCAUGAAAUAUAUGAAUCUGAUCUUUGAUCUAUAUGGCCUAUUGCCACAUGACAAAUUACCAUAGUGAGACUCAUCCAACCCAUGCUGCCAUGGAGUAAUAGAUGUAAAUUAUAUAUAUAUGUAUAUAUAUUUGUUAUAUCUUCUCUAAGGUUCUUGAAGUCACUCGCCCCCUUGAGUUAUGUGCCAUCAUUGAAACAAAUUGCCAAAUAGCUUUCAUCUUCAGUGAAGGUCACCAACUUUGCCUUCAGUAUUCUCAAGUGAUGUUAAAUAUCACAGUUGAUGAACUGUGAGGUCAAGAUCAUCAACAUUGUCCAGAUUCAGAUAUUUAGGCCCUGUUAAUGUCUUGAUCACAGCUGCUUGGUGGUGAGGUAUUUGACUUGGCUUAAGGAUGUAGUCCAUUACAAUCAUAAAGAGAAAAAAGGGUUAGUGUCUCUAUAAAGGUUACUUGCUGUUAUUGGAAACUCUUUAAAUUGGACUGUUUGUUCUUUGCAUAAGGCUUGAUGGGUUUUCAUGCAUGGUGGUGAUGGUUUGACAAUCUCUUGUGAGACACCAAAGUUUGACAGAACAUAAAACAUGCCCUUUCUGUUGAUAUUAUGAAAUUAUUUAGCAAUUUUGAUUUAUAGACUCAUCCCACCAAUUUUUGCUAUUGUUAUUCAAUACAGUGUAGGCUUUGUUGCUCAUUGCUAUCAUGUUGAGCUGAUCCUUCAGAUGUUCUGUUUUGGAAACUUUUGUAUCUAAAAAGAUGAAGACAAGAUCAUUCAAUUAUAUUGAUGCUUUUGACACACAACAUGAAAAAUGAUUAUUUCUCAAAAACCAGUGAGAGGGUAGUUUCUUGAUAUGGCACGAAAUGCAUCUUGGUUGGAACCACUUGGAGAAAUAGAAUUUUCUCCAACAGACAGCCUCACUACUUGUGAUCCUUCAUAAUCUCUUUGAAGAGGUAAGAUCAGACUUCAUCACUUCUUCCCAUGUCAUCCUCUCUCACAUGUCUCAACCACUUCAGUCUUCUCUCUUACAACAUCUCAUUCCUCUUAUACCUAAUUUUUUUUUUUCUUUGUCAUUUACUCACACUAACAUUUCACAUCCAGCAAAACCUGGUCUCAUUUGUCUCCAAGGUGGCACAAGACUGAAUUGAAGAUAAAUCAUGUAAUGUUGAAAUGUUGAGCUGAUUUACCAGGUAAAUUUGGACAAAACAAGCAAGGAAUAACAGUGUUCAUGAGAUAAGUUAUAUCAAUAGUUCAGUUCAAAUAUUAUUUAUUAUUAUUAUUAUCAACUUGAAUCAAUGAAGACAACCAGUGUUCAUUGGUUGUCUUCAUGCCAAUAAUAUCAGCCAAUUCAUGCUCCGUUAUCAUAAAAGAAGGAAGGACACAUUAGAUAAUGUAUUCAUAGAUAUACGUUGUCUGCAAAAAGUUGAAGGCAGAAUGUUGAAAGUGGAAAGAGAGCAUGGUCAUAAGUGAUUAUAGACCAUACAAUCUGGGCUGGUGCUAAAUUACUAAUUUAGAAAUUUUAAAAUAUGAUUUGCACUUGGUAAAAUUAUUAUUUAAUCAAAUUUUUAAGGAAAAUCUAUCAAAAAUACAAAUGUACACGUUUCAUAAUUGUUUGAACAAAAUAUAAACCAACAUUGAUUUCUAUUUAAUUGUUGACUUGAAAGUUACAUAUCUCACACUGCAUAUGUUGUUGUUGUUUAGCGUUGGCUUAUUCAUCUCAUUGAGUACAUUUAUGAAAGCUUUUGACAGUGGAAAUGUUAUUUACCCCUAGCCCUCAUCAAGCAGACCAAUGAAAAUGUUUAAGCCAUGACCUGUUUUUCAUUAGACACAGUAUAUCAUGAACUAUGUUAUUUAAUGUGCCCUUGCAUGUUUUUAAGAUUAUUUGGUGUAAUUUGAGGGAGACUUGGCUGUCAUUUCUAGCAGGUCAGAUGACCACAUAGAGGGUCUUCCAUUGGUUCCUAGAUGCAACUGUGACUUCACAUUUCGAUGCAUCAUUCUUCUCUCUCUUCCCACCUCCUCUGUUUUUGUCAACUUCUUUAUACACUGGUUCCAGGUGAGAUUUAAAAAAAAAUUUAAAUACUUCUAAUAUAGCUUCCUUCACCAAAUUGGGCAUUUUCAUUGGAGCUCCUUCUUCACAUCUUAUCUCUUCUUAAACAAGUUCCGUGAAUUUACUUUAUCUAAAGGAAAUAUAAAAAGGAAAAAAUAUGUUUAUAUUUCUUGUGAGAAACAAAAACCAAGGUCCAUCAAAAUAUUAAGUUGGGAUUGAUGACAACCAGGUCAGAAAGAUUCAUUCAAAUAUAUUUUUACAAAAUCAAUGUGAUAUUACUUUUUACACUAGAUUGACAAAAACUCCCUUCUCUGGUAGCUGAUUCAGUUACAAAAAGGAGUCAAAAAUCCCGAAAUUCUGCUUUGUGUCAAUGUGUGUGUGUCAGUCUGUCUGUGUUCCAUUGUUGUUUAUGAAGAUAAAUUUUCUUUAAAACUAAUGUAAAUUUCACAGUAUUUUGAGGGUUUUGUUGUCUUUUUUUUUUCUUUUUGCUUAUUUUAUGUUGGUAAUACUGAAGCUUCAGUCAUUGUUCCUGGGUUAUCAUAAUGCAAAAGUUCUUUGUGGUCCUCUGCUUACUGGCAAACAUGAAUUCUAUAGCGUCAUAUAUAUAUAUUAAUUUACAGAGACGUAUGUGUGUGUGUGUGUAUAUUAUAUACAUAUGAAUGUAUAUUUAUAUAUAUAUCAUCAUUACUUGCUGGCACGGAUAGCAUGGAUUUAUCAGCUCUGAGGUUUCUAUGGCUGAACAUCUUUCCUAACACUAACCAUGUUACAGUGUGUAGUGGGUGCUUUUGUGGCACCAGCACGAGUGAAGUCAUUGUGCAUCUUGCAUGACUAAGAUCUCCUUUGAGCGGGUGGGGCUACAGUAGAGAGGGACGCAGCUUUAGGUUAGGAAAUGCAGAGUUCAAGUAUGGAAGAAAGAAUCAAAACAGAACAGGUUUCUUGCUGUAGGGAACCUACAUGACUAGUAUGGAGCUGGCAAGAGGGUGGAGUGUCAAAAUAUAAAGUGAGUAGACAUGGUUGGGGACAGAAAAGGGAUUGUGGCUGGGUAGAAGUUGCAAGAGUGUGUGGGUGACUGAAGAAUUGAAUAAUGGAAAUAAGUGAGGGG
This is a messenger RNA of Octopus sinensis (East Asian common octopus), 5330 nucleotides long. Its product is annotated as palmitoyltransferase ZDHHC2. Gene Ontology annotation, biological process: peptidyl-L-cysteine S-palmitoylation; protein targeting to membrane; synaptic vesicle maturation. The record is from RefSeq and is a predicted model, not a curated record. NCBI's taxonomy places the organism in Eukaryota, Metazoa, Mollusca, Cephalopoda, Octopoda, Octopodidae. Gene Ontology annotation, cellular component: endoplasmic reticulum; Golgi apparatus. The coding region runs from base 33 to 1055 and encodes 340 amino acids. The transcript has 11 exons. Gene Ontology annotation, molecular function: protein-cysteine S-palmitoyltransferase activity.